AUGAAAUCCACAAAUAUAGAAUCGUGUUCUGACCGCCUCAGUCCUUCGAGCGACUUGACAAGCGAGUCAGAAACCUCCUUACCACCGUUUCCCUACGACAAUCAGAACGGAAACUUCUACCAAGCAGAGUUGAACGAAAAACAAUACUUUUCUUGUAAACAGAAGUCCAGAAACGAGCAAAAAAGUCCAAAAGAUGUUUACUUACAAGAAAGCAACAAAAUGACGUUCGAAAACUAUCUGUCACCUCCGAGGAACAAAAAAUAUUUGAAUUUCGAACUCAAAUUGCCGCCGACCAACGACAAUAUUUUUUCGCAAUUGGAGACUGAGGAUCGGAUGCGUUCAGGCUACUUCAAUGAGGUUCAAGAUCUAAAGAGUUGCGUACAAAAUGAGAAUCAUCCGAGUUUGUCGGAUAUGAAAUUGAAUCAGCAGAUUUUUGAUAGUGUUAAUGUUAAUAGCGAAAGGGAUAGAGUGCCUCAGACUUAUUUUGCGGAGAAUGAGAACAGUAAUUUGAGGAGAUGUUUGAAUUUUAAUUCAGAACAAGUGCAGUGUGUUUGCGAAGCGUUGCAGCAGAAGGGUGAUAUAGAGAAGCUUGAAGCUUUUCUUUGGAGUUUGCCUCCUAGUGAACUGCUUAGAGGACAUGAAACAUUGUUGAGGGCCCGAGCACUAGUAGCGUACCAUAGAGGAGUGUACCAGGAGUUGUACGCCAUAUUGGAAGCACACUCGUUCCCGCCAAGACACCACACCGCUCUACAGAGUCUAUGGUUCAAAGCACAUUAUAAGGAGGCUGAAAAAGUUAGAGGAAGAGCGCUAGGCGCAGUGGAUAAGUAUAGGCUUAGGAAAAAAUACCCGCUUCCCAAGACGAUAUGGGAUGGCGAAGAGACAGUGUAUUGCUUCAAGGAGAAGAGCAGGAAUGCUCUGAAAGACUGCUAUUACAGAAAUAGGUACCCAACUCCUGAUGAAAAACGGGCCUUAGCACAGAAGACAGGUCUGACCCUCACACAGGUGUCCAACUGGUUCAAGAAUCGGAGGCAGAGGGACCGCACACCACAGCAACCUAAUAGACCUGAGAUGCUAGUACCAGCGCAAUACGCGGGCCCGCAAGGAGGGCUAGCUCAGGCCUUACUCCCAAAUGCCUAUUAUCAUCAGCUGCAAGACCCCACACACUAUCAUGGCUGUGCACCUUAAUGUUGCCAUAUGAAGGACACCUUAGACGAUCUAUUAAAUUGCGCAAUAUUAUGAAUUGACCGUAGGUAUAGAG
Molecule: messenger RNA, 1258 nt
Organism: Helicoverpa zea (corn earworm)
Lineage: Eukaryota; Metazoa; Arthropoda; Insecta; Lepidoptera; Noctuidae
Exons: 5
Coding region: 1-1185 (394 amino acids)
Biological process (GO): regulation of transcription by RNA polymerase II
Cellular component (GO): nucleus; transcription regulator complex
Molecular function (GO): DNA-binding transcription factor activity, RNA polymerase II-specific; RNA polymerase II cis-regulatory region sequence-specific DNA binding
Source: RefSeq, a predicted model, not a curated record